CUCGCAGUCCAUCACACUACCCCAUGUGCCACCAUCGCCUUCCUGAUGUUGAGAGAGAAAGAACUGGUAGUGUUGUCUUCAGGCAGGGUCCACAUCAAGCCCAUCUAUUUACCUUCCUGGAUGUGAGGGCCUCUAUAGGGAACGCCAGAGCAGCUGGAUUCCUACCUUCUGACAAGAUAGUUGACUGAUAUUUGAUAUUUAAUUUGAUAUUUUACGCGAGAGGCAUAAAAGCUCCACAGGAGUGCUCCUUGCACACCAAAAGACCUGGGUGUCCUCAGCGGAGUCCAGUUUGUUGUUCAGGUGAACGCACAGGAACAUCUCAACAUCUCAAUGAGCAUUCUCUGGAUGUUCAGAUGUACACAUUCUAUUUUUUGUAUGAAUAAAAAAUGAAAUACAACGUCAAUACUAUAAUAAAAUAAUAAAGUUGUUUAAAUAUGUUUUCUCGUAUUGAGAUCAAAUCUGUGUUGAUGCUGCCCUCCGGUGGUCACGAAACUAUGUUAAGCCAGACACCAGGACGUUCAAACAAAUUUCGGUUAAUACUUUCAGCUAAAGAAAUUACUACUGAACAUAAAAUGAAAUAAAUAAUACUAUUAGUUUUAUCUAUUAAUUGUUUUAUUGUGCUAGAAACUACCAAUCCACAUGUAUCAGUGGGAAUAAUACAGUUUAAACUUCCUCCGGCCCCUGAAGGCAUCACUGCUCGUUGCCAACGUCAGCCGGAACCAGGAAAUGUCGAGCUUGUUGUGAGUCGUCGGGUUGAUUUUAACUGUUUCUUUUUUCUAUCCUGGGUUACAAAUGUCGAGCUCUGCUGGACCCGCUAUUUGGUCCUCGGUGCUGGUGCUGGUGCUGGUCGCGACUGUCGGUGCCGUGUCCGAACUGGGGAAGUGGACCCUGAACAUCGACAGCGAAACUUUGAAAAAGCAGAACGUUUUCUUCUACACUAAAACUCUGUUCAACAGCAGCUCCGUUCAUCUCAAGCUCGAGACCUGCAGCGCGGCAACACCCGUCAACUUCAACGUGUCCUGGUAUCUGAGGAGCUCACACUGCUACAAAGAAGUCUUCAACCUGGACGCGGCAAGCGCAGAAAAUUACUUCAGCUCGAAGGUGGUCGAACAAGGAGAAGAAAGUGGAUAUCAUGUCUUUCAUCAACAUCGUGUCAUCACCUGCGGGCCAAUCGUGGACAGCGAGCACAAGACACAGCUUCAGAGGAGAAGGAGAGAUGCCAUUAUGCAGUCGAAGGUUGUAGCAGUGAAGCAAAAACGGGAUUCUGCCAAAGGAGGCCCAGCUUCACCCUCCGCCAAAGGAGGCCCAGCUUCACCCUCCGCCAAAGGAGGCCCAGCUUCACCCUCCGGCAAAGGAGGCCCAGCUUCACCCUCCGGCAAAGGAGGCCCAGCUUCACCCUCCGGCAAAGGAGGCCCAGCUUCACCCUCCGGCAAAGGAGGCCCAGCUUCACCCUCCGGCAAAGGAGGCCCAGCUUCACCCUCCGGCAAAGGAGGCCCAGCUUCACCCUCCGGCAAAGGAGGCCCAGCUUCACCCUCCGGCAAAGGAGGCCCAGCUUCACCCUCCGGCAAAGGAGGCCCAGCUUCACCCUCCGCAAAAGGAGGCCCAGCUUCACCCUCCGGCAAUGGAGGCCCAGCUUCCACCCCUGCAAAAGGAGGCCCAGCUUCCACCCCUGCAAAAGGAGGCCCAGCUUCCACCCCUGCAAAAGGAGGCCCAGCUUCCACCUCUGCAAAAGGAGCCACAGCUUCACUCUCCCCCAAAGGAGGCCCAGCUUCCAUCCCCGCCGAAGGAGGCAGUCAGACUGCUUCUUUCUUGGACGUGGAGGCAAAGACCUGGGAGGACGCACCCUACAUGUUCAUCCUGCGUAUCAAAGAGAUCAAAGAAGACCCCAAAGAAAAGAGCAACGUUAAUCUAAAAUUGCAGAUACAAAUGAAGGGUCCUUAUGAGUACUUAUCAGCCGCUGAGUGGCCUUUGAUGACGUUCUACAUGGUCAUGUGCAUUGUGUACGUGCUGCUGGCCGUGCUGUGGCUGGCUCUGCUGGCUCACCACUGGAGGGAUCUGCUGAGGAUCCAGUUCUGGAUUGGGGGAGUCAUCUUCCUGGGCAUGUUGGAGAAGGCCGUCUACUACGCCGAGUUCCAGAGCAUCCGGUACGAUGGCGUGUCGGUCCAGGGGGCCGUGGUGUUUGCUGAGGUGCUCUCUGCAGUGAAGAGGACUCUGGCCAGGAUUCUGGUUAUAAUCGCCAGUCUGGGAUACGGCAUCGUCAAACCCAGACUUGGGGCUUUGCUCCACCGAGUCGUAGGAGUCGGUUUACUCUACUUGAUCUUCUCCAGCAUUGAGGGGAUCCUACGAGUCAACGCUGAUCGAGGCACCCACUCCAGCGGUGUGUUACUGUGUGACAUAGCGCUGGCCUUCAUUGACUCCUGUAUUGUCUGGUGGAUCUUUGUGAGUCUGGCUCAGACGAUGAAGCUGCUGAGGCUCAGGAGGAACGCUGUGAAGCUCUCCCUCUACAGACACUUCACUAACACGCUCAUCUUCGCUGUCAUAGUGUCGGGCAUCUUCUUCCUCUGGACCACCAAGACCUUCCAGGUGUCUAAAUGUCUAUCUGAUUGGAAAGAGCUGUGGAUAGAAGACGCUUUCUGGCGCUUCCUGUUCUCCAUCAUCCUGUUGGUCAUCAUGUUCCUCUGGCGACCCUCGGCCAAUAACCAGAGGUAUGCCUUCAGUCCUCUGUUAGAUGAAGAGAGUGAGGAAGAGGAGAAGGAGCCCAUGAUGAACGAGGCUUUCGAGGGGAUGAAAAUGCGGGGCACGAAAAAUGAGGCCAAUUGCACGGCCCAAGCCAACAAGGUGGAUGAGGAUCUGAAAUGGGUGGAAGAGAAUGUCCCUUCAUCUUUAGCUGAUGUUGCCCUGCCCCCUCUGCUGGACUCGGAUGAGGAAACCUUGACGACAAAGUUUGAGAUGUCAAAAAUGGAGUGAAAGCAGAAGAGGAAUGACGACUGAACGGGGGAGAGUGUUUGUAGAACAGCGUGGUGAAUAAUGCAGAUUGAUGUUGGUUUGCGGGGUGGAUUCAAAGCGAAGGAAGUGCAGCGAUACACGGACUGAUGGAUGGAAGAAGGAUCCUAAAAAAGGAGUGGUGGCUCUCUGUGUGUGACUUUAUGAGCUUUGUAAGCCUUGAUUAUACAUACGCCGGGAGUAGAAUCCAUCACAACGGCACAAGAUUUCUUUUAUUUUCAUGGACUGUUCAGGUUUAUAUUUCUAUAGGUGUGUGUGAAUAUAUAUAUAUACAUAAUUACAUUUUUUUUUCUUUUGACAGGUUCAAUCUGCUAAGGAUCUGUGCUACAGAUCGGGUUGUUUGUCUUCUUGCUUGUUGAAAUCCUAAUUUUCUAUAUUAUCAUUCUGUGUGUGUCGUUGAGUCUGUGAUUGAGAGACUUACUGAACUGCUUUUUUUCUCUUGGUUUUUGGAUUGUUGAUGUUUUUCCAGCUUUUUAUUUGUAAACCAUUAAAACUGUUUCCGUUCAGAUCAUUUUAUACAGACUGCGUUCAACGAUUAUAUUUUCUUUCAUGUUUGUUGCUUUGCCCAUGUUAAGGUAUUUCUGAGGACUGAUUUGCUGCAUUAAUUCGAAUGUAGGACAUCUAAUGAGGAAAGUUGCCCCUGUCGUCAUGAUCAGCAUCAUCAGUAUAUUCAGGUCAUGACGCAUCUUUCCUGCUGAUGUGUGUUUAAAAUGACUCGUGACGCCUCCAGAGUUUUAAAAGCCAGAGUGAGCAGCUAUCAGAACCUUGAGACACGCAGAACGCCCUUAUCGUCCACAUCACAGAUAUCAAUAGAGUACAAGGGCUGAAACACCAAGAUGGCAUUAAGCCAUUGACCCCAUCAGGCUGUGGGACUGAGUAGAGAAGCCCCUCUGUAAGGAAA
Messenger RNA from Pungitius pungitius (ninespine stickleback), 3904 nucleotides. RefSeq names its product Transmembrane protein 87A-like (gene tmem87a). The coding region runs from base 793 to 2967 and encodes 724 amino acids. The transcript has 20 exons. The record is from RefSeq and is a predicted model, not a curated record. Gene Ontology annotation, cellular component: membrane; Golgi apparatus. NCBI's taxonomy places the organism in Eukaryota, Metazoa, Chordata, Actinopteri, Perciformes, Gasterosteidae. Gene Ontology annotation, biological process: retrograde transport, endosome to Golgi.